GCAACUGAACUGCUGAAGAGGGGUAAAAGGCUGAAGUAAAACGUUCGGAAAGAUAGUGUUUGGGUCUAUUACACUUGUUUUCCAAAAUUAUCCUUCACGUUCACACCUUCGUUCUUCUCUGGUUUGUCCCUUCAUUGCGUAACUAUUGGUAAUAGGACCAGCUUGAAAUAUUCCAACCUCUAUAAUACUACUGAUGUUUUACUCCAUGACGCUAGCUGUCAAAAAUCUAAUUCUUCGACCAUGGGUUAUUCAUGAUUCGGGUGCAUUCAUAAUGUUUACUCCCUCUAUCGUUUGAGCUUAUUGUAAUUUUGGAGCACGUCAUAUCUCAAGCAAAUCUGAAGGAUAAGGCCACCUACACUCCCUAUGGGCCGAUAUCAAACUUGGAGCUCACACCUCAAAGCUUCUUUUCAGGUCCAGCAACCGUGAUAGACCCAAAAAAGCUAAGUGUCCAAAAAUCAUUUAUAUUUGAUACAUCAAAACAAAAAAACAUAAAAAAAUCAUAAAUUGAAACAUUUGAAAAGUAUUUUAAGUGGUUUAAUUGCUUUUACUCUUGUCAAUUGUGUGUAAUUUUAACAUUGAAAAACGGAAUUAUGAAAUCCAAUCACUCACGUACGCCAGACGAGCACACACACAUGCGUCACCGGGUCACGUCAUAUGAGUGUGACGAUUAAUAAGCUCCAAUAUAAAUGUUAAUACCACACACUUUUGACUUCAUACGAGUUCUUGUGUGCUCUUACCUCUUUUUAGUGCAUCACACUCCGACCUCGGGGGAUGAGUCACCCGUUCAAAAGUUUUUACUUGCGGGUUCGAACUACUAACCUCGGGCGGCGAGUUAAACUCUUGUUAGGGGCCUAGAGCCACGCUCUUCCGAGCAAUUUUUUCACUUAAUUGACAUUCACAUUUCCCGAAAAGGUUGAUAUACUUUAGUUCUGUGGGGUUGGAUUAUCCGUUCAAUGGUGACUCCGAGUCACUUAAACUCGCGGAUUCAAUAUUCCUUUCAGAGACGGGGUUGAGGCCUAACUUGGGAACUUGAUGUCACUCUUCUCGGGUAGUGAGUCUGACUCACUUACUCACUGAGUCGUGGUUCAGCACCGGGUCAGAUGCUCUAUUCUACAUUUGUUGCUUUUAUGUGUAGGUACGACUGAACGAAGAUGAGCCUGAUGCGUUCGAGCUCGAUGAGAAGAAUGGUUCUAGCCAUCCUUUUUGUUGAUGGUGACCAUUGCAAUAAAGGCUGAAGAUUUCACCCUUUGCUUCAUCUUGGGGGCAUCAGGUGUACUCUUUUUCCCUUCAUUAGAAUUUUUUCCCAUUGGGUUUUUUCCUAAUGAAUAUUUUUAAUGAGGCAUCUCCCCAACAUGGACAAGGGCAGAUAUCUUCCAGUCUUGAACUACUCCCUCUUAGUCGAGUCUACUACUAGGCCCAAAGCCUAACCGGCCCAAGCCCCGAGUUUGGACCGUGGGUCCCGGGCCCAUAACCUGGAUCCUACCUACCAGCGCAGGCGGGAGCCUGCCAGCUCGACCGACCUGCCAAUCGUGAAAAGUAACGGUCAAGCAAUUAAUGCGAUGUUUAAUUAUGUAUUUAAUUUCAUAUUAAUGUUGUAAUUAAUUAGUCAUUAUUAUUGAUAGCGGUUACGAUCUGUAAACGCCUAUAAAAGGCAAGUCAUAUUCCAAAUACUAGACCAGCUAUUUCUGGCAACUAAACUUCUCUAGCAACUUUCCAUUCUCGUAUUAUUUUCUUGAUUCUUGCUUGAGUGUCUAUCGUAGCUUUCCUAAAAGCCUACGAGCGUCCUAUUUUGGACCAACACCAUCCCUUGCCAUUGGUCCUUCCAAACCAUUCCAUUCCAUUGUUUCCAAAUGCUCCAUAAUAUUGAGAAAAACUUGCGUUGGGUUUCGUCACUGGACACCACGAGCUGUUGUCGAAGGCAUUCCCACAACGUAUUGGAGGUCUGAACAACCCCAACCCCUGCCUACUACCAACCAAGGGAGGAUCUAGCAUUUGCGUUGAGGUGGGGCCAAAUUUUAAUUAGCGAGACGUAAUUUAUUUUGCAAAAAAUGUUAAAAUUACAAGAUUUAGUUAUAUAAUUUUACAGAAGUGUCAAAGAAAAAAUAAUAAAUAUUACAAAACCGAAAAUGUAAUUAUCUUAAAAGAGCCAUAGAUAUCUAACCGAAAUUGGCUUGUGUCAGUUAAUGACGCGUUCAAUACCAAUUUUCAAAUUGAUUUCUCGAAAAUCAAUUUUCUUUUGACUCCAUAGUCUAUGCUCUAUGUAAAAAAGUAAACUAAUUAAAUUUCACCUACUAAGCAGAAUGAAUUGAACUUCUUAACUUUUCAAAUCAGUAUUCAAUUGCCCAAUGAUGUGAACUAAUUAAUUUUGUAGACUAAUAUUCGAAAUUCUAAUGAAUCGAAUUAAUUAAUUUUUCAAGCUAAUAUUCAAAAGCCAAAUGAUUUGAACUAUAUAUAUUUUGCAGACCAAUUGCCAAAACCCCAACAAUUUGGACAGUGUAUCAAAAAAUUUACUCAUGUUGCAUUGAAAAAUUAUAAAUAUGGUGCCCAGGGGACUCAAACCUGACUCCUUUUAUUGCAUAAUUAGUGUGCUUCCAUUGGACAAACUUGACUAAUGUUAACAAGUUGACAUUAGCUUUUUUAUAUCAUAACUACUAAAACACUAUAUAUUAAUAUAUACAUAAUAUAUACAUACAAAUAAUUAUAUAUUUUUUAGCAUGGGCCUAGGCCCACCCUGGCCAUGGGCCAGAUCCGCCCCUGCUACCAACCAUCUCUUACCCAGGCGCAUGAACGGACCGCAUGCUCUAGCGACCCCUCUGUCACACCGCAGACCUUGCACCCUCCUUGCACCAGGCCAUUACCCCUUUCCUUUCCACAUUUUCCAUUGUAUGUGACGAGCCAUCAAGAACCUGCCAUGCAAAAUAUUUAAAUUUGGAAGAACACAAAUUUCUUAGAGACGUGACCAAGUACUCCACCCCCUAUAGACAACCUGCAUGUAAUCAACAUACAUAAACAUUUAACUGAAAACGAUCCACUUUUUUCUCCCAUCCAUCAAUUGCCAUCAUUCAUGUCCUGUUAGCUGAUGGGUAUGCUUAGAACUAUCCUCAAUAUUGAAGGUGGACAAAAUCUUUUCUUUGUUCCGAUUCUUCCCUAAUCAUAAAGGGCAGCCACAUUCAUAUCUUUAACGCCAUGUGGUUUUCCUGAUUGAAUUCUCCUUGAUCCUUCUCCAGGAAGCCAAGUGUAUGUUGUCACGCCCCAUACCGCAUUUAAGCGUGUGUACGACCGUAGCACAAUCAAGUGACGUCGCCCUAGAGUCACACUCACUCGAUUAUACAAGGCGUCCAUGAACAUUGUUCACACCAUACUCAAUAAGUAAACAUACAUAACGACAUCACAACAUAGAUUGAAUGAAUAGCAAAAAUAUUCAAUAGUCAAUCAUGGGCCACAUUGUUCACAUCAUAACUAGGAUAAUUAUCUCAACAAUCAACCCCCAAUUCACUUUUGAUAACCAUCAUUGCUUUGUGCUCCUCCAAUGUAAGCAUUUAGGAAUCCAAAGACUACAUUUAGCUUUUUGGACACCUAAAACAUUUAGAUUACAAAUCGUCUAAAGAAAAGAAAGGCGAUGAAAUUUCACGGAGGAAGAAGCAAAAAGAAAAAAAUAUAACACAACUAAAAGUCAAAAUUGGGUGAAAUUUUCGGGGCAUUAGUCCCACGAAAAUAGCAAAUAAAAAUGAGUCAGAUGGUGUAUAAGAAUGUUAUUACUUGGACUAAAAUUUGCUAAUCUGAUUUGGUAUGAAAUGAUCUGGUCUGGUCUCGUAAAUAUCUAGUCUCUAAUGUGUAUAUUUUAUAAUUGUCCAAAUAUGGUCUGACCUGGUCUAGUCUGACCUGGUCUGGUCUGAUCUUAUCUGCGACUGAAAACAGUCCAAAUAAAAACAUCCUAAUACUAUGUACUACGUAUAAAAGAAGAUCACAUUAAGUUAGAUGAGUAAACUAUAAUUUAAAUGAACAUGUUCUAAUUGUGCCAACACUAUUAAAAAACACGUGAUUGACAUAGAUUUUUGACAAAGACUCAAUAAAAUCAUAAAGACCUAGCAGAGAUACGUUAAAUUUGUGCCAAAAAUAUUUUGGCACGAGCUAUUUUGUAAUGCAAAUAUAUUAUAUACAGAGUAUAUAUUACGUGAAAUAGAAAUAAAUUUUCCAAUUUAAAAUAUUUGAACCAUACGUCGCUUUCUAAACACGUGAACUUGGCGUUUUUCUGGUAAGCUAAGCUUAGACUUUAACAGUUAUUCAAAGUGAUUAGCACACGUUUAUAUUUUACGCAUUAGUAACAACAGAUCAGAGUGUGGAUGCAACAAAGAAAUAAGUAAUACGUAUUUCAUUUGCAUACCUUAUGCGUGAACAUGUAACUACCAAUUCUUUUCAAAGCAAUUGUUCCCAAUACGAGUAAAAUAUACUGUAACACAUUUGCCUAAAUAGGAGUUAACUCCUAAUAUUCCCCAAAUAAGAGUAAACAUUAAUUUUUUUUACCCCUAAUACCCCUAUUUUAAAUCAUUAUUUCCACCCCUAGUUCCCUUGGGCAACCAGGGCAGUCCGUUGGUGGCGGGGGGCAGUCCGGUGGUGGCAGUGGCGGCCGGCGGUUGCAGUGGCGGCCGGCGGUGGAGCUCCCGCCGACCGGCGGAAACCCCUAUUCUAAUUGAUUAUUGCCCCUUCUAGUUCCCUUGGGCAACCAGGGCAGUCCGUCGGUGGUGGGGCAGGGCAUUGGUAGCGGGGGCAGUCCGGUGGUGGCGGUGGCAAACGGUGGUCGGCUGCGGCGGAGCUCCAGCGACUGUGACGGUGGCAAGAAGAAUGGGGAGAAGUACUAUAUUUUUUUACCUCGCCGGAGCUCCUGCCACCGUCAAACUCUGGCAGUCGGCGGUACUGUAGCAGCAGGCAGAAGCAAUGGCAGAUGCAUCCUUUCCCAUUUAGAAAAAAUACUCCUAUUUUGGAAAUUUAAAAACUCUACUCAUAUUUUUGCGCAACUCAUAUGUUAUACUUAUCUUUUGGUAAUUGUUUCUUCUUUUCAUAACCCUCAGAGUUCUCCCUAAAUGCUAUCGUAUAAUAAUUCUUCCUAAUUAAACCUUAAGGUGAAAUUUUGGAACAAUUAAUUUGGGACAAUUAUAGAGGAUCAAAUCAAUCAUUUUUGGGAAUUAACCGUCAAAAUGAGGAGGGCUCCUCCUCUCUAGUGGAGAAUGUUUUAACCUACCCGCACGAGUAGCUCAGUUGGUCGAGUUGUGGGAAAUUUAGAUCAAUGGACCAAGGUUCGAAUCCCCGCAACGACGGGGUGGAGGUUACACAACCUGAAAUAAGGCUGUGCCUCUGGCGCGCACGGGUGCAGGCCUACUGCCAUUUUGCUGACUGAGUCACCGUGACUUACUCCUUCAUCAUCCUGUCGGGUCGGGUGUGGGGGCUCCUGGGGUUGGAGAUUCCACCUUUUUUGGAUCAAGAGAAUGUUUUACUAAAGGGUGAUUCUAUAUACAACCCUCUGUUUUUUCUUUCCACAGCCCCGAGUAAAUUUAGUUGAUCUUUUUGCCCGUGUAUCUUUAAUUCAUACAGCCCUGUAUAUUUUGUCGUUCUGCAAUUAUGCAGCUGUAGGCAUCUUUGCAUCUCGAAUCACAAUAGUGGUGUAAAUGACCACCUGGUCAUUUGAAUUGAUUUACUUAUUGAAAUCAAAUUCAAGUUCAUACUUCAUUCAUAUAAUUUAUACAGUACUCCCUAUUGAUUUGGGUCCUUCUCCCAUAGUCUCAUCAUGACUUUUUAUAUAAAAUGUCAAACAUAGCUUUCUUUUAUGGCAAAGCAAAUUGUUUUGAGUAGUCUAAAGCUUACAAUCCCAAUUCUAGUUCAUAGAUGCGAGUCCACCCACAAGAGAUACGAAUUUUGAUUAUAUUUCAUAGAUAAAAUCUUUAGACAACUUAAAAACAAAGGAUUGAAGGCUUUCACCUUGGUAAAGUACCAACAGCAAGAUGUGGGAUGGGGACAAGCUGUCGGAGCUCCAAACAACAGCCAGAUCCUCGUCCGGCCAACUUUGGUUCACCAUGGCUACAACUCUGUGGGUCUACCAAGAAAAGUCUUGAUCUCGAGUCUCGCCGCAUGGCUAGCCUAGGAAAGUAACCCCCACCAACACCCCUAGGCGGCAGAGAGAAGCCGACGACUGUGGAAGAGUAACCUCAAGAAGACCACCGUCUUGGGUCGCCAGAGCGACCCCGGCCAGGCCAAACUGAGAAAAUGGAAGAGAGAAGACCAUAUGUGAAACACUUAAAAUGGAAGAGAGGAGGUCCAUGCCAAACCGUGUGUGUGAACAAGAGAUGCGAAUUUCAUUCCUACUUCACAUAAAUGGAAAGAUAUUCUUCAAAUGUCCAUUGAUCUUGUUGGGGAUUGAGUAGCCAGUGCCUCUUCAAUUGAAUGUGAUUAGAAGUUACGUAAUGGGCAUAUUAGGUAUUGCAAAUGAUGGGGUGCCAAUAGAAUUCCCCUUUACUAAAAAGUGAUACUCCCUCCGUUCCAAAUUGUUUUGCAAAGUCAAUUUUUUUUGUCAACCAAUAAUAAAAGUCAAUCCUCUCUAUCGAUAAUUAACUCAAUUUUUUAUAAUUAAAAUUUACAUAUUCAGAAACUACAUUAAAAUCUCUUCAAAAUUGCAAACUCCAAAUUAGAAUAUAAUUAAAAAUUGACAUCCUAAUUAAGCAAAUAAAAUGAAACUGUUGGACCAAGAAAAGUCAAAUUUGCAAAUCAAUUUGAGACGCAGGUAGUAAUAAUUACUCCUUCACCUACUUUAUUGGAUACUUGGAUCAAGCCAAGCACUCGACAUAAAAUAUUGGGAUAGGCAAAAAAAUAUUCCAUAGACUAUUUGUUUCAAUACAUUUUACUCACAAAAUAAAUUUUGUACCAUUUUCUUCUGCAGUUGAAACUGGUCUCCUAACUAUACUUAUGUGUGGCUUUUAGGGCUAGCUUAGAUGGUUGGAUAAAGGGGUGUAGACCACUGGUAGGCUUGGAUGGAUGCUUUUUAAAGGGGGGAUAUAGAGGAGUGUUCUAGCAUAGCAUGAAUGAGAAUAAUGGCAUGUUUCCCUUGGCAGUGUUCAUUUGCAGGAAAGAAGAUGGUGAAAACUGGGAUAAGUUUCUGGAAUUAAUAUCUCCUGAGCUCAAAAAACAUUCUUUGUCGCUCACAGUGAUAUCGGAUAGAGCUCAAGCCAUCAUUAGAAGUAUUGAGACACAUUUAGAAGGGUGCAAUCCAAGGAGUUGUUUCAGGCAUAUCUUCAAAAAAUAUGAGCAAAUGGUGGAAAGGGAAUCACAUCAAGCAACUAGCAUGGGCUACUGCGGCAUACAAAAAAAGUCCAUUUUGAAAGAAAUCUUGUGAAUUUGGAGAAUGCAGCAGUUGGGAUCGGACUAAGGAUUACUUGAUGGAAAUAGGUCCACAUUUGUGGUCAAGGGCCCAAUUUGAUACUAUCUGUAAACUUAAAGUGAUCAUUUGACCAAUAACUUUGCCAAAAGCUAAAACAGUUUUAUAUUAAGUGAAAGGGAGAAAUCUGUAUGCUCUAUGAUAAUAAGGAUGUCAUUUCUGAUGAUGAAAAUUAUGUAUGAUAGGAAAUUAGAAAGUAGCACUUGGGAUGAAAGUGGUGUGGUUCCUAGAGUUGCUAAGACCUUAGCACUUUAUAAGGAGAAGCAAAGUGAUUUUGUCACUCACCCUUUGGGUGAAGGGACAUUCAGUGUAAGAAAGUUUAUUGGACAACAUUGGACUCUUAACUUAAACCAUCAUGAAUGUGACUGUUGUGAAUGGCAGGUGACACGAAUACCGUGUGUACAUACCGUGCACUUGAUUAGCCACUUGAGACUGCCACUUGCUCAGUAUGUUGCUAGGUUUUUAAGCUUAUAUAUGGAUUCCUUGAGUUAGAAUAUUUUAUAUUUUACUAACUUUUAUUCUUAUUACUCAUGCAUAUAGAUUUUGCAGUCCAUUUCUAAGUGUUAAGGCUUACAAAUCAUCUUAUGAAUCCAAUAUCAAACCAAUUUCACAUGAAACUGAUUGGCCAGAGGGGAUUGAAUUUUUGUUGCCACCUACACUUUCAAGGGCACCUGGAAGGCCUAAACACAAAAGGAUUAAAGGGCAUGAUGAGAAUGAAACUCAACCCAAGAAUAUGAAAAAGUGUUGUAAAUGUCUUUCUUUUGGCCACAACAAGAGAUCUUGCCAAGGGGGUCCAAUUAAAGGAGGCGCCAAUACUAGUAGUGCUGUUAGAGGUGCUGGAAAGGCUUCUGGAAGAGGAGUAGGAAAGGUUAUUGGAAGAGGUGUUGGAAGGGGAGCUGGAAAAGGGCGUGAACGAGUGGUUAGAAAGGGGGGCUGGAAGGGCAAUCAAAAGAGGAAGGGCUGCUUCAUAAAACACAACUGCACACUAUUUUUGUCAUGCAGUUUUCUGUCAUGCUACAAUCAGUCUGGUACAUGCAGUUUAUUAAAACACAGCUGCACUUUUUUUGCUCACUGUAAAGAUGUCUUAUUUUUGCUACAAGUAUUGUAGUUGCUCAUUGUAAACUCUUCACUUGGAGCUCACUAUAUUUUGCUAGAAUUAGACGAAGCACUGUUUUUUUGCUAGAAUUAUAGAUAUGGAUAACAAGAUGAUUGUAGUUGCAGAGAUUUUCUGAAUCUAUAAUGAUAUAUCAUUAUUCUAUCAAGUAUCAUAUUAUUAUAUUGAAAGUGAUGAUUCAGAUCUUCAA
Messenger RNA from Cuscuta epithymum, 8727 nucleotides. Lineage: Eukaryota; Viridiplantae; Streptophyta; Magnoliopsida; Solanales; Convolvulaceae. The record is from the annotation of a GenBank genome assembly.